Messenger RNA from Habropoda laboriosa, 1574 nucleotides. Its product is annotated as antichymotrypsin-2-like. Lineage: Eukaryota; Metazoa; Arthropoda; Insecta; Hymenoptera; Apidae. The transcript is spliced from 9 exons. The coding region runs from base 354 to 1526 and encodes 390 amino acids. The record is from RefSeq and is a predicted model, not a curated record. Gene Ontology annotation, molecular function: serine-type endopeptidase inhibitor activity.
UGUGAAUGAGCGUAGAAAUUCAAUAACUAUAGUUCAUCAGUAAACUCUACCGGCUUCGAUAUUUGUUAUCCACGUAUGAAAAUUCCACUUGAGGCUAACUUCAAGCGUCUAUUCCUAGUCUACAAACAUUACUUCAUCGAUUAAUCGAAUAUUGUGAUUCAUUCAAGUGUAGGGCGUUUCAUGUGGAUUGUAUACACAUAUAUUGAUUCACGCAGGUUCGGCUACCUAAAAUCAAAAAGGGUGUAGUGUUGAUACUGCAGACAACUGCGCGGGAGAUAUCACGAUUUGUGCAACAUUCGCAAUUUGUAAAAGGAAGCCUUUUGUUAGCAGCCUGUAUCCUUAUCCUAAUAACAAUGGCCAAGGCAAACGAUAACACUCAAGCACUUCGUGCUGUUUCAGAAAGCACAAAUCAAUUUUCUUCUUCAUUCUUUAAGAGUGUUGCAGAAGAAAAAUCAGACAAUCUUAUAAUGUCUCCUCUAAGUGCUGCUGUUGUUCUUGCAAUGGCUGCUUAUGGAGCUCGUGGAGAAACAGAGAACCAAUUUAGAAAACUGCUUCAUCUACCAUCUCCAGAUAGCUUUGGUACAUCUGGUUAUCAGAUGCUCAUUGAUAAUCUAAAUAAUGUUGAAGAAAAUAAACUCGUUCUUGCAAACAAAGUUUUCUCAGCUGAGCAGUUUGGUAUAAAACGAAGUUAUAAAGAUUUGACAGAAAAUUAUUUCCGUUCUGUUACUCAAUUAGUAAACUUUUCAAAAUCUGAGGAGGCUGCAAAUAUUAUUAAUACAUGGGUUGAACAAACUACAAAUAAUCUCAUUAAAAACCUCAUUUCUCCUGGGGAUGUAGAUAGCACGACAUCACUUGUACUUGUUAAUGCAGUAUAUUUUAAGGGUCAGUGGAAAAAUAAGUUUAACCCUCGUUUGACUCACGAUAUGCCAUUCCACAUUAAUAAGAAUACAGUAAAAAAUAUUCCCACAAUGUAUAGACAAGGUACCUACAACUAUGGUGAAAUCCCAGACAUGAAUGCCAAAUUUAUUGAAAUACCAUACAAGGGAGAUGAAUUAAGUAUAGUCAUAAUUCUUCCAAAUGAAAUUGAUGGUUUAGCUGCAGUUGAAAAAAAAUUAGAAAAUUCAAGCAUAUCCGAAAUUUUAAGACAUGGAUUUAGUCGUGAUGUAAAUUUAUAUUUACCAAAGUUUAAAGUGGAAAGUACAAUACCUCUGAAUAGCAUUUUACAAAAGAUGGGUUUAACUGAUGCAUUUACGACACGUGCUAACUUUUCUGGUAUUGCCGACGCUAGAUUACUUAUUUCGAAGGUUAUACAAAAGGCAUUUAUUGAAGUAAAUGAAGAAGGUAGCGAAGCUGCAGCUGCUACUGAGCUGGAGGUAGUACUCUUGUCGGCACCCUUAGAUCCAAAUGAAAUUAUGAUAAAUCAUCCGUUUUACUACAGCAUCGUGAAAACAUUUCACGAUAAAGAAGCUAAUGUUCGUAAUGUAGAAACGAUUUUCGCUGGACACGUUUGUGAACCUCAACUCUAAAUAAAUGUAAUAGCUUUCCGUAUAAUCAAAAACAAAAUACUAUUUUAU